Monoraphidium neglectum is the source of this 621-nucleotide messenger RNA. RefSeq lists its product as hypothetical. The record is from RefSeq and is a predicted model, not a curated record. Lineage: Eukaryota; Viridiplantae; Chlorophyta; Chlorophyceae; Sphaeropleales; Selenastraceae. The coding region runs from base 1 to 621 and encodes 206 amino acids. The transcript is spliced from 5 exons.
AUGCAGCAACAGUGUUUCACGACCGUUGCUGACGCGCUGCGGCACUGGAGCGCGCUGCAGCACGACUGGCAAACGCGCGCGCGAGCCGGACCGGCGGCGCCGCCAGCCGGGGCGGCUGCGGCCGCGGCGGAGGGCAGGCUGCAGGUUGAGGCAGCGGAGGAGGCGGCGUGGAUGCUGCAUCGGUUGGGGCAGCAGCAUGUGCUUGACAGCUUGCUGCUGCCGGACGAGAUAGAAGAGAAAACGCGAGAGAUCGAGGGCGAGGUGUCUGCUGCCCAGGCGGCGCUGGAUGAGAUGGCGGCGCAUAUCAGAGAAGGCACCAGCGGCACUUCCUGGCCGGCAGACGGUGCCCCAAGCAGCAGCGGCGAGGAUGGCGCGCAGCAGCUUGAGGCGUUGAGAAAGGCCAUCUUUGCUGACCUCAAAUUCAAGCACGAGCCCUUGGAGUGGGUCUACGACGGCCUGGCCCCCCUCAUGCUGCCCGAUGUGCUGCGCCGCCGCAAGGGCAUUCCCAUCGCCCUCGCGCUCGCGGCGGCGGCGCUCGCGCGCCGGCUGGGGGCGGGGGCGCGGCUGGUGUGCGCGCGGGACGCGGAGGUGCUCACCACUGAGGCGGGUGAGCAGGCAUGA